Sebastes umbrosus (honeycomb rockfish) is the source of this 3251-nucleotide messenger RNA. RefSeq names its product secretory carrier membrane protein 2 (gene scamp2). The coding region runs from base 126 to 1118 and encodes 330 amino acids. The record is from RefSeq and is a predicted model, not a curated record. NCBI's taxonomy places the organism in Eukaryota, Metazoa, Chordata, Actinopteri, Perciformes, Sebastidae. The transcript has 9 exons. Gene Ontology annotation, cellular component: recycling endosome membrane; trans-Golgi network membrane. Gene Ontology annotation, biological process: protein transport.
GCGCAUGCACCGUAGCUUCAUUCGAGGAAGUGUCCUGAGAGGCAACUCUAACUGACGGAGCAGAGUUUGUUGUUUAUUCUUAUUCUCCGUUCACAGAGCACAAACCGGCCCGCAGCCACAUCAACAUGUCGGAAUUUGAUAACAACCCGUUCGCAGACCCUGCCGGCGACAACCCUUUCAAUGAUCCGUCGGUCACACAAGCGACCAACAUCAACACAGAUCCAGUUGACCAGUACAACCCAUUCCCUGCUCAUCCCACAGAUGGCCUAGCUACUCAUACCACUCCAACCGACGCCCCCCCUCCCUACCAGCCUGCAGUUUUACAGCCGUCUACAGAGCCCAGUCCGAAGGCGACUGCUGCUGCAGCUCAGGCCAAUCUGCUGAGGCAGCAGGAGGAGCUGGAGAGAAAAGCUGCCGAGCUGGACCGCAGAGAGCAGGAGCUACAGAGCCGAGGCCCGUCAGGUAAAAUGAACAACUGGCCUCCACUGCCCAAGUUCUUCCCCAUCAAACCAUGUUUCUAUCAGGACUUCUCAGAGGAAAUCCCCCCCGAGGCCCAGAGAGUCUGCAAGAUGAUGUACUAUCUCUGGAUGUUCAACUGCGUGACUCUGUUCCUCAACCUGCUGGCCUGUUUGGCUUACUUCACCGCCGAUGCAGCCUACGGUGUUGACUUUGGCCUCUCCAUUCUCUGGCUCAUCCUCUUCGCUCCCUGCUCCUUCCUCUGCUGGUACCGGCCCGUCUACAAGGCCUUCAAGACUGACAGCUCCUUCAGCUUCUUCUUCUUCUUCUUUGUGUUUUUCUGCCAAGUGGUGAUCUUCAUCAUCCAGUCUGUCGGCAUCCCCAAGUGGGGCAACAGUGGUUGGAUCGCUGCCUUCACCAUCAUCGCUACAAACAAGCCGGUGGGAGCCAUCAUGAUCAUAGUGGCCAUCCUCUUCACCAUCUGUGCCGUGCUGUCAAUCAUCCUGCUCAAGAUGGUCCACGGCAUGUACCGCCGGACCGGGGCCAGUUUCCAGAAGGCUCAGCAGGAAUUCUCGCAGGGCGUCUUCACCAAUAAAACCUUCCAGACAGCUGCUGCUGGUGCAGCAUCCUCCGCUGCACAGGGAGCUUUCCAGAGACCCUAAAUGAUGGUAGAAUGAGCUGAGCUCCAUUUAACAAGGUCAAGGUCUAUACGUUAUCAGGUCUAGAUGAUUCAUUAAAUCAACGCUGAGUGAAUCAGGAAGCCGAGGUUCAUUGUGUUUCUUCCCGUCUCAAAUUAUAAUCUAACCUGAUAACGUAUAGACCUUGAGCUAGGUGAGGCUACAUGAUUAGUCUCCCUCCUUUCACCCCCACUAUCAGUGCACAUGUAAUUCCCCCACCUUAACUUUGCUUCUCACAUUCAGCGUGUCUCCUGCAGAGGGACUGCAGUCGGGGGGGGGGGGGGGAAGUCUCACAUCGAGUGCAUUCUGAGGUGGAAAGCAUGAAUGAAGUUGACUGAUCGCUAUUUCAGUUUGUCCUGGCUUUGUACAUUUUGUGUGCACUUUUUGGCGAUGCUCUUCAGUGUAAUAUGUGACUGUGUGUGUGUCUGUGUAUGUAUGUAUGUAUGUAUGUAUGUAUGUGUGUGUGUACUGGCAUGCUGGUCACAUGUCUUCAUGUGGGCGCAGUACGCUUUUGUUUCUCCACACCGCUGGUGGACUCCGAUCCUGUAAUAUAAAUAAGAUGAAGUGUUUUUUUUCUGUCUCAAAGGCAUUUCUCUUCGUUGUUGAACCUAUUUUGGCGAAAUAUCUCUCUUUUAUGUGCUGCAAAAUAUCAUUCUAAUAAGGAAGAAAAGUAACAGUUGAAUCACACAGUUAAUCGUGAUCUGUAUGGCGUUAGAUUUCAAGAUUUUAUCACUAUUACUGUAACUGUUCAUUUAAAUCUGUGGGAGAAAACACACUGGAUUCCCAUCACUUUCAGAUUUUAGUACUAAAACAUGUGCCUUUGUCUUUUGUCUGGAGCCAAACUUUUGCCAAGAUCUUUCUGAAAAACCACUGUGGUGUCAGAAAACUGGUAGAAAUCCUGUAUAUUUUGGUAUUUGGUCACAUGAUAGAGUUUCUACAUAAAGAUCAUAUCCACAGAGGAAAUCAGAGUGUUUUACUUCCAUUAAUUUCUUGCUUGUAAACAGCCAAUUUAGGCCAAAUUACUUCAUCCGAUUUUUGUUUCCUAUCAUAUACAUAAAUUUUUUAUGAAGCAGCUUCAGCUUCUUUGAUCACUGCCUUUGAAGAGUUGUUUCUAAGGAAACCAAAGCAAUACGGGCGUAUAAAAAUGGAACAUUUUGCUAAUAAAAUUAGUUUACAAAACAUAGAUACAGUUUGCUUUAAUGGGCUGAGCCUAUUCUAUUGAUUUUACUACUAACAGACAGUAAAUGCAGGAGGAGGAACGGUUUAUUUUUCAUGAAGAUUAACAGUGUAGAAAUGUAUUCAGCUCUAAUGAGGUUUGACAGGAGAAGCAGGACCUGAAUCCCAAAUUUCCCUGAUGUGUCUCUGAUUUAUAAUUUCUACAAGAGCGGUGUAACCUUGCCAUAACACUUAUCUUCCUUUAAAGAGAACCAGUGUCUCAACAUCACCAGUAUGCAGCUGCUGCUGCUACUGCACUUUUUUUCCACAUAAAAAACUUCUUGAAAGAAUUUCAAGUCUUCCUUGUACCUCUCAAAGACGACCACCAAUCUCUAAAUUAUUUGUGUACCGAUGUAUAUUUUCUAUGUGAUUACUUAUAUUGAAGAACAUGCACACGUGUGUGUAUUUGAUGUACUGUUUUAAAACAUCAGCUUGGAUGUAAACACACGUUGGCAGUCCUGAAGAACGACUCCGAUCAUCGAGUGAUAGCGGUCUGAUUUAAUGUUCGAUCUUACAUCCAUAAUUACAUAAUAAAAGACUUGUAUUAAUUCACACAUCGCUGUAUGCAUCGCUUCGAGAGAACGAAAUCCAGUGCCUUUUGUAUUUCAAUAUAGCAUCUAAUAAAAUGCUUUGCUUUCAUUUAAAGCUGUAAUUGUUUUUUUUUUGCUUAUAACAAUUGUUUUUGAUAAAGUUAUGAAUGCUUUACAAAAAAUAUGUAAAAUUCUGAACAUAACGUAAAUAGAUAUGGCUUUGCUUUUAGUUUAACUUAUCAGGUUGAUGAAGGCUUGUUUGGCAUUUUUGCACUGAUGAUAUAUUUAAUCACCAUUUAAUCAAUGUUUCACCAUUAUUCUCCUGUUAUAAACAUUCAGUCUGUUUCUUGAAUAAAGAGAAGAGUUGAUUCUG